Centrocercus urophasianus (Greater sage-grouse) is the source of this 3336-nucleotide messenger RNA. It is a transcript of the gene DACT1, whose product is annotated as dishevelled binding antagonist of beta catenin 1. The coding region runs from base 1 to 2466 and encodes 821 amino acids. Gene Ontology annotation, cellular component: cytoplasm. Gene Ontology annotation, biological process: regulation of Wnt signaling pathway, planar cell polarity pathway; negative regulation of canonical Wnt signaling pathway; negative regulation of JNK cascade. NCBI's taxonomy places the organism in Eukaryota, Metazoa, Chordata, Aves, Galliformes, Phasianidae. The record is from RefSeq and is a predicted model, not a curated record. The transcript has 4 exons.
AUGAAGCCGAGCCCGGCAGCGGCCGCCGCCGCGGCGGGACCGGGGUUGGGGCAGGCGGCGGGGGGACCCGAUGCUCGCUGGAGAGAGAAAGGCGAAGCGGAGGCGGAGAGGCAGCGAACCCGCGAGCGGCUGGAGGCUACGCUGGCCGGGCUGGGCGAGCUGGAGUACCUGAGGCAGCGGCAGGAGCUGCUGGUGAAGAGCCUCCUGCUGCGGAGAGCCCCGGGAGCGCAGGGCGGCCGCGGGGAGCAGCAGGGCGAGGGGCCGCCGCCGCGCAGUCUGGAGGAGAAGUUCCUGGAGGAGAACAUCCUCCUGCUGCGGCGGCAGCUGAACUGCUUGAGGAGGAGGGAUGCUGGCCUAUUAAAUCAGUUGCAAGAGCUAGAUAAGCAAAUUAGUGACCUCCGUCUGGACGUGGAAAAAACGACAGAUGAACACCUUGAGACAGACAGUCGUCCAAGUUCAGGGUUUUAUGAGCUGAGUGAUGGAGCUUCUGGAUCGCUCUCCAAUUCGUCUAACUCUGUCUUCAGUGAGUGUUUAUCCAGUUGCCAUUCUAGCACUUGCUUUUGCAGCCCUUUGGAGGCAACACUGAAUAUCUCAGAUGGACGCCCUAAAUCUGCAGAUCUCAUAGGCUGGAUGGAUUAUAAUAAAGAAAGCCAACAUGAGGACCAGACCGCGGGCUCUGUGUGUCGCUCUUUGUCCACACCGCACUCAAAUUCCCUCGAUGUCGUUGCAGAUGUCCACCCAAAGUACCAGUGCGAUCUGGUGUCUAAAAACGGGAGUGACGUCUACCGGUACCCCAGCCCACUCCAUGCGGUAGCUGUGCAGAGUCCUAUGUUCCUUCUCCCUGUGACUGAGAACCCCCAGCGAGAAGAGGAGAGGCUUGGCUGUGACAUUACCGAUGUUUGCACCGGAUCUGAAACAGACUCAGGAAAAGCAACCGAUGCCUUUCUCCCGCCAGGCUCCUGGCCUGCCUCGUGCCCGUCUGCCAGCAAGAGGAUAGAUGGCUACAUCUUAAGCCUGGUUCAGAGAAAGACUCACUCUGUAAGGACUAACAAACCAAGGACAAGUCUCAACGCCGAUCCCACCAAAGGGAUCUUGCGACACGGCAGCAUGUGUGUCAGGCAGGCUGCCGGGGCGGUUUCACACAGCAACGUGGUGAACCUGAAGAGCGCGAAGCAAGUGAGCUUGCCAUCCAGCGGGGCAACUGCUUCAGAGAACACGGCUCCCUCCCCGCUCAAGCAGAGGCCGAGGGAAGCAGGUGGUGAGCAGGUGGAGAGCAGAAAGGUGCUUUUGCCAGCGGCUUUUCCACCCAGCGAACUCCAGAGCAAGCAGCAGCCGCGGGGUGCCAAGGCGGUGCCUGCAGAGCUCAGCCGGCACGCGGUGGCUGCCACGGGGGAUGUCUCCAAGGAAGGCAGCCAGCACUUCGCUGCGUCUCCCAAAGAGAGCCCAGGGAAGCCGGUGGUGCUGCAGCCAGAGACCAGGGUCAGCCAGCCGCCCAAAAAGGUCCUGCUGAAGGGCGGCUCGCAGGCAGCUCACUCGUCGUCGCCUCCUGUGGAGGAGAGGCCCACGCUGGACUUCAAAAGUGAGGGCUCUUCCUCUCAGAGCCUCGAUGACGGAUUGCUGGUGAACGCCCAGUACAUCCCAGCCCAGCAGCAAAGCGUUAAGCUCCACAAAGGCACCAGGAACGUCAAGAUUUUGAAAAGCUCUGCGCUGAAGCACAGGCCACACCUCGCCAACGGGCUUGAGAACGGUGCUCAGGCCUUGCGGGAGAAAGGCAAGCCAACCGGCAAGAAGUGCCGCUUUCCCGAUGAGUUGGAUACAAAUAAGAAACUGAAAAAGCCCUCCUCAAGGGGGAAGCGCGGCGGCGGUCUGCAGCCAGAGUCAGGCCUCCAAGGGCGGCCAGCCAGUCUGCAUAAAUCUGUGGUCAGGUCUCACGGACACGGCCGGGAGGUGGUGGUGGCCAAACCAAAACAUAAGCGGGCUGACUACCGCCGGUGGAAGUCUUCAGCGGAGAUCUCCUACGAGGAGGCGCUGCGGAGGGCAAGGAGGAACCGACGGGACGGCGUAGGAGUCUACGCUCAAGUUCCUCUGCCGUAUGUCAGCCCUUACGCCUAUGUGGCCAGUGACUCGGAGUACUCGGCAGAGUGCGAGUCUCUGUUCCACUCCACAGUGGUGGACACGAGUGAGGAUGAGCAGAGCAACUACACAACGAACUGCUUCGGAGACAGCGAGUCCAGCUUGAGCGAGGUGGAGUUCGUCGGGGAGAGCACCACCACCAGCGACUCUGAUGAGAGCGGGGGUCUCAUCUGGUCCCAGUUUGUCCAGACGCUCCCCAUCCAGACCGUCACCGCUCCGGAGCUGCACGAAAAUGCGGCAAAGGCCUUUGUCAAAAUCAAAGCCUCCCAUAACCUCAAGAAGAAAAUCCUGCGCUUUCGGUCAGGCUCCCUGAAGCUCAUGACGACCGUCUAGUGAAGUGACUUGGUGGAAUGUAUCUGUUUCUGCUUUUGGAAGCAAGGUGCUUUUGUGUACAUAUUACCACAGAUUUUUUUUUUUUUUAAUACAAAUAUUUAAAACUUAAGGUAAAUUAUGUCGCUUGUCUUCUGAACUUGGGUGGAUACUAGUGCCUUUCAAAUGGAAAUAAAAGACCAUUACACUUGUCUAAAAAACCAUAACACUGCCAUUUCAGUGGUGAACAGCCUCCAGUGCAUAGUAUCAGAAGGCUUGGAAAAAAAGGCUCAUGUUUUGGGGAAUGGAUCAUCCUUGCCUAGAUUUUUCCAGUUCUGGGUCUUAUACAGGGUAUCAACAGCUUAAGGUCAUAAAUUUUUAGGGGAAAAGGGGGAGGGAGUGUGGGUGGUCUCAGUGUUUUUGCUUGUCCCUUUCUGCUGCUCCUGGUGCCACAUCUUGAACUUGUUCCUCCUGACAGUCCAGCCUGUUCUGUUUCUUUUUCUCAUUGAUUCUCUUCUUGAAGCUGGCCCUGUCCUCCCCCAACCUUCUCCCGUGAGGAAAGGGCUCCUGGUAAAUCCAUCUCCAAGGUUAAGUUGCCUUCUCAGGAGCGCACUCUGCUCUGAUUUCCUGGGAGUCCCGGUGCGGACUGUGGUGUUGUUUGGAAUAAACUGUUGGAGCAGCUGACCAAGGCUUAGUAACUUCAGUAUAUUGUGUAAAACUGCUUUUGAAAAGAAAAACAAACCAUAUGCAUGUCACGUGCAUGAUUAUCAGUAGUUUUAAUAUUCCUGUUGAUGUCCAAUUUACUGUACAUCAUCAAUGGCUGUUUUUAUAUAUAUAUAUCAUUGUGUAAAUUAAUAUAACACAUCAUAUGCUGUAAUAAACAGUCUGUUUUAA